AUGUCCAGAGGACGCAGCAAAGGGAUAAAAGGUUGGAAGAUGGCUGAGGAGGUAAGGAAGUUGGUUUAUGAUGCUGAAGAUAUCAUCGAUGAGUUUUUGAUUCGAAUGGAAAACCCGCGCUGGAAUUUCAUAAAACCUUCGGACCAGGCAUCAAGUCGCUCUCAAAUUCAGAAGGUCAAAAAACGGGUGGAUGAUAUCGUUGGAAUUGAGGUUCAUGUUGAACAACUAGUCGAGUUGUUAAUAGAGGGAAAAUCAGAUCGGCGUCAAGUGAUAUCAGUGUUUGCCUACAUGCUUAAGCAAGAGAUGUUCGGAGCCGCUUUCGAAGCUGGAGACAAGGAAAUGGAAGGAAGACCGCGUCGAUUAUCAAUCUAUGACAAUGCUAAAAAUCUCCAUCCAACAUGGCUUAAGAGUUUGAGAAAUCUUCAGACUUUGGAUAUCAGAAACACAAAUCUGACAAGUUUGCCAACUGGAAUCAAUAGGCUUCAGCAGCUGAGACAUCUUCAUAUAGCAAGCUUCUGUGACAGAGAGAAGGGUUUCUUGAAGAUGCCCAAGGGAAAAAAGUGGUUUAAGAACCUUCAAACACUCUCUGGUGUUGAACCUGAUGAGGAUCUAUUGAAAGAGCUGAGAAGCUUAACCAACUUGAGGAAAUUAUACAUUGGGGGGAUGAAUAAGACAAACAGUGAAGAAUUGUGGGUUUCUCUGGGGGAGAUGAAGAGCUUGCGCUCCUUUACAAUGGUAGCGGAUAGUUCACCUGAACGACCCCAAGUAGAAUCUCUUUCCAGGCCCCCACCAUCUCUCGAGAAAUUAAAACUGCAGGUGUCUAUGACCAGAUUGCCAAAAUGGUUUGUUUCUCUUAGAUACCUCCAUACUCUGUACCUGCUCAAGAAUUUUCUUAUGGAAGACCCAUUUCCCAUUCUCCAACAACUUCCCAAUCUUUUCGUCUUGAUACUGGCGUCUUCAGCAUUUUUGAGCACGGAAAUAUGUUGCAGACCAGGAGGGUUUCCUAAGCUCACACUACUGCGAAUCCUGGGAAUGGAAAACUGGAGGAGAUGGAUGCCAAUUGAGGAGGGUACCAUGCCAAACCUCAGGUAUCUUCUAAUUGCAGAUUGUCCAAGACUACUGGGGUUACCAGAAGGCUUUCAUCACCUCACAGCCCUCCAAGAUCUCACCCUAAUAAGGAUGUCUUCCUACCUCUCAUGCAAGUUACAAGGAACUGAUCAUUGGAAAGUUCAUCAUAUUCCAGAGGUUUCGAUUAUUUCACAAGAUGGGGCUGAAUUCCUAUCAAAAAGCUCGGAUAAUUAG
This is a messenger RNA of Vitis riparia (riverbank grape), 1302 nucleotides long. Its product is annotated as probable disease resistance RPP8-like protein 4. NCBI's taxonomy places the organism in Eukaryota, Viridiplantae, Streptophyta, Magnoliopsida, Vitales, Vitaceae. The record is from RefSeq and is a predicted model, not a curated record. Bases 1 to 1302 code for a protein of 433 amino acids. The transcript is spliced from 4 exons.